Messenger RNA from Haliotis rufescens (red abalone), 3663 nucleotides. Its product is annotated as low-density lipoprotein receptor-related protein 4-like. Lineage: Eukaryota; Metazoa; Mollusca; Gastropoda; Lepetellida; Haliotidae. Bases 82 to 3606 code for a protein of 1174 amino acids. The record is from RefSeq and is a predicted model, not a curated record. The transcript has 21 exons.
CCGCACUCGCCACCAUUUUACUUCAGCAACGCAUGCGUAGUAGAACGUCACCUAUUGCCGUAGGGUGGUCCAAACAGAGCCAUGCACAUCCAUAACGCGAUAUUUCAUUUUGUAUGGAUAUUUUCGUCCAUUGCCAGCGUACAUUCAAUUCGACACGGACAAAAUCUUAUCUGGGCCCAAGUCCCGUCCCUGAGGAACUCUGUGUCCCGACUGGUGGGGAUUGAGGGAGACCCUGAUGAGUGGGUAGUUAGUGGCAAGGUUAAGAUCAGGCACAUCAGCGCGCCACAUCUUGGAUGGGAGUUUUCUGCUCUGGCUUUCGACUACACCACCCAAACCUUGAUAUGGAGCGAGGCCAUGAACAAACGAAUACAGAGCCUCGUUCUGAACGGCAGUACCGACACCUCAGACGUCUUCACGGGAACGUCUCCAGAGGUGUACGGCAUGGCCGUGGAUUGGCAGUCCGGUAACCUGUACUGGACGGACGCCCUGUAUAACUGGAUCAUCAUGGCGCCCCUACACGCAAGUGACAAGACCAGAACAUACAAAAUCAUCAUACAGACGGGCCUAGAUUCCCCACAUGGCAUAGCCGUACAUACAACAAGAGGAUUACUUAUAUGGUCGGAUUUCGGCGAGCGUCCGCGGAUCGAGAUGUCCGACCUGCUGGGAGCUGACCGCCACGUGUUGGUUGACCAGAGCCUGGAGCACCCCCGGGGCAUCACUCUGGACGGAGACACGUUGUACUGGGUGGACAGUCAGAAGGACACAGUGGAGGCCGUCAACAUUGACGGCACUGGACGGCGGAUCGUCGUCGUAAAUUCAGGGUCCAAUUUCUUUGGCAUUGCAGCCUAUGGGAGCUACCUGUUUGUGACCGAACAAAGUAAAGGCCACCUUAAAAUCGUAGACAAGAACGACGGUCAAAAUAAAAUCAGUUACCGCCUCGGCUACAUCCCCUAUGACAUCAUCAUGUAUACCAACUACACAACAGGGUCAUCACAUAGGUGCGACACGUUGCAGUGUGACCAGUUCUGCGUGGACAUGCCCGACCCCGGCGCCAGAUGCAUCUGCGGGGAGGGAUUCAACAUCACCGACGAUGAUCGCUCUUGUGAAUUGACGGAGGUGUUCGUUCAGCCCUCUCACAUCUACGCUGUGCACGACGCCAUCUGUCACUAUCCCGCCAACGUGGCCGACAUGUCGCUGCUAAACGUCACUCUAGACAAACAGUGCUUCCUGGAUAAACGUCAUGGAUACCUGGCGUUAGCAUUCGAUGCGAGGGAAAACUUUCUCUAUUAUUCUGAAAACAAUACAAAAACUAUCAGCAGGAUUAACCUUGAAGUGGGAGCCACAGCGGAGACGAUAGCUGGUGGAACUGGGGUUGUAUCAGGCCUCUGCCUGGACUGGGUGAGUGGCAACCUCUACUGGACCGACUCUAGCAACCAGCUGAUUAAAGUGGCCAGCCGGCACGGCACCUUCCAGAGAGACCUCAUCACCACCAACCUUGACAACCCCCUCGGGAUCGCUGUACACCCGGGACGCGGUCGCCUGUACUUCACGGACCCCGGAGAUACGCCCAAAGUGGAAACAGCCUACACUGACGGCAGCGACAGGCGGGCCAUUCUCGACCACGACCUCGGCUCCCCCAACCACCUCUACAUUGACUACACCAAUGACAUCAUGUACUGGAGCGACUCAAUCAAGAACCAUGUGAGGAGCUACAAUCUCAAGACAGAGCGGCUGACCAUCAUCUUCAACCUGGACAACAGCGGCUUCUACGGCAUCAGCAUCUUCCAGGACAUCAUCUUGUGGACCGACAGGAACGACAUGAACGGUAUCCACAUGGCCAGACUCGACAAGGAGGAGAAGAUCCGCGGCAUCCUACACCCCCAUUACGGCAUCGCUCAAGACCUCGUCACCUUCGACAUUCACAACCAGCCUCCCUAUAACAGCAGCUGUCGGGAGGGUGCCAACCCGUGCAGCCAGCUGUGUCUGAGUGGGGCUGAAGACGCGACCUGGUGCACGUGCGGUCUGGGAUAUCACCUGGCAGAGGAUGACGUCACCUGCAUAUCAAGUAUAUCAGAGAACAACUUCCUAUUGGUGACCGACGCCUACCAGAGACAGGUUUUCCAGGUGAGCUCCAGCAACGGGGUGGUCCACGCCAUUCGCCAUUCCACCAGGCACUCGCCCAUCGCCAUUGGCUUCGACCCCAUCAAGAUGCGCCUGUACUGGUCUGACAACACAGUCCGCAUCAUCAAGGGAUCCAACCUGGACGGAGACUUCGCCGAGAUCGUCGUUGGGAUGGAUGAAGGUGCGGUGGUGGACGGCCUGGCUGUAGACCACAUAAAUAAACUUCUAUACUUCACCGAUGCCGGACAUGACCUGAUCGGAGUUGUCUCCCUUACCAACUACACACACCGCAAAAUUCUAAUAACUGAGGCUGUGGACGAGCCGAGGGCAAUUGCUUUGCUUCCUCUGGAGGGGACAUUCUACUGGACAGAUUGGGGUAAAGAGCCCCGGAUUGAGCGGGCAUCCAUGGAUGGGUCAGACCGCACCAAGUUUGUCAUACUGGACAAGAACUCCUGGCCGAAUGGUCUCGCAGUGGACGGAAAGAGUCGACGCCUGUUUUGGGUGGACGCACAGUAUAACACAGUGUCCAUGAUCUUCCUGAAUGGCACCGGACAACGCGUUAUGCUUAAAGAGGACGUGGCACACUAUUUUGGAAUCGCCAUCAUGGGCGACUACCUUUACCUCACAGACUGGAAGAAAACUUACAUAUCCCGGAUGCACAAGGACGGCGGUGCCUUGGAGGAGUUUGGCACAGAUUCCUUCACCAAACUGUACGGCAUCUAUGGCUUCAACAGGACGGAGGUUGUCCUAGGCAACAGUGUGUGUGUCUUCAAAGAGUGCCAGCAGCUGUGUCUGCCCCGCCCACAUAACAUGUUCACGUGUGCCUGCAUGGAAGGCUUUCGUCGUAAUGAUGAUCGGAGGACCUGCAUUCGAGAAACGACACCAGCACCUACUACAACACGACUCACGACCACACCGACAACUUCGCCAAACGCCGUCACAACUACAACUACAGUUAGAACUUCAUCGUCCAUACACACAACGUUGAUGUCUUCGCCAUCUUCUGUGACGAGUUUAUCAUCAUCGCCAACAUCCAAAUCUCCAGUAACAAGUGUAAUACCAACGGCGUCUCCAGGUCUCUCGAAAUCAACCCACACGACAUCUACAUCACCGAGCUCUAGCACAGUGACACCCACGAGUGAGUACCCCACCACGGAGUUUGAGGUUCAUGUGGUAGCCCCAGUGAAAACCACUUCGUCGAGGUUAUCCCCUGGAACGGUGGCUGCUGUUGUCAUCGUGGUGCUCCUGGCCAGCGUCAUAGCACUGGUGGUUGCUGUCAUCAUGUAUCGAAAACACCGCCAGUACAAGAUCCCCCACGGCAAGCUACUGGAAGACGACCCGAAGCGUGUGGACACCUUCUACCGCAUCACCUUCCCCGACAACAACAAAGACGAACCGGUCAUGAUGGAUAACGGCAUAGAGAAUCCCGCCUACGACUGUGUCAGUGACGACGACGGCGACAAAGACGCUUACAACGUACACUGAAGACAGUGAUGUAACCGUACCGCGGUGUAUCAUUAAACAUUGUCACAUUCCACUUCA